Messenger RNA from Boeremia exigua, 1755 nucleotides. Its product is annotated as FHA domain-containing protein. Gene Ontology annotation, molecular function: protein binding; ubiquitin protein ligase activity. Gene Ontology annotation, biological process: negative regulation of septation initiation signaling; ubiquitin-dependent protein catabolic process; mitotic spindle assembly checkpoint signaling. The coding region runs from base 1 to 1314 and encodes 437 amino acids. The transcript is spliced from 3 exons. Lineage: Eukaryota; Fungi; Ascomycota; Dothideomycetes; Pleosporales; Didymellaceae. Gene Ontology annotation, cellular component: mitotic spindle pole body; cell division site; cytosol. The record is from RefSeq and is a predicted model, not a curated record.
AUGACCCGCACCCGCGCAGAGACGGCCGCGCCGCAGCUCACGGUGCGCAACACCACCGGGCCCACGCCGACGUCGACGCCGCGCCCCGACCACGACAGCUCGAGCGACGCCGCCGACGGCCCGUCGCAACGCCACCUGCCCUCGAUCCGCUUCAUCCCCCACCAAGACCCGCGCGCCGGGCGCCCGUCGCUGCAGUUCCCCACCAUCACCCGCACGCUGCCCGACGAGGCUGCCGUUAUCCGCGUCGGCCGCUACUCGGAGCGCGACAACGUGCCCGAGGCGCCUGCGAACCUGCCCUCGGCCGCGGCCAUCGGCUUCAAGAGCAAGGUCGUCAGCCGCAAGCACUGCGAGCUGUGGUGCAAGGACGGCAGCUGGUACGUCAAGGACGUCAAGAGCUCGUCGGGCACCUUCCUCAACCACAUCCGCCUGAGCCAGCCCAACGUCGAGUCGAAGCCCUUCCGCAUCAAGGAUGGCGACAUCAUCCAGCUUGGCAUCGACUUCCGCGGCGGCGAGGAGAUGAUCUUCCGCUGCGUCAAGAUCCGCGUCGAGUGCAACCGCGGCUGGCAGCAGGGCCUGAAUGCUUUCAACAAGCAGACGCACCAGCGUCUGCGCAACCUCACCAAGCCGAGGAAAGACGGCGACACUGCGUCCACACACACGUCUGAGUGCGCUAUAUGUCUCAUGUCCAUAGCGCCCUGCCAAUCCCUGUUUGUCGCACCCUGCUCGCACGUGUGGCACUACAAGUGCAUACGGCCGAUUCUGAACGGACCCACGUGGCCCAACUUCCUCUGCCCCAACUGCAGGGCCGUCGCCGAUCUCGAGGCUGACGUCGACGACCCGGGCGAGUUCGAGGACUGGGACGAGGAGCCGCAGGCAAACAGCGACUCUGCGCCGGACGCGGAGAACCCCCCGGCAGACCGUCACGUCACGCCACGUGCGUCGGCAGUUCCUCUGAACGGCACAGCAGAAAACGGCACCGACCUCGCAGAACUGCAGCACGCCAUCACACGCAUCAGCAUUAACGAAUCGAUUCAGCAUCCCCAGACUCCGUUCCGGCCUAUAGAACCUACAACAGCAUCCGUCACCCAGCCCGUGUCCAUCGACCGCGGCCCCGGCGCCUUCAACGGCCUCUCGCCGCUGUACCUCGCCGCCCACGACGGCCUGGCGCCCGACCGCGCUCACGACGGACCCAUGACGCCGCGCAACGACGCUGGCCCUUUUGUCCUGGACGGUAGCGCCGGCCGCGCGAGCCGCCUGCGCGACGACUCGCCCGACGCGGACGCACCGUCCCUUCCCCCGGUGCGCUUCGACUAGGAUCGCAGGCACCUAAUUCACGCAUGUCAUUCGCACGCCGGUCUGCAGGCGGCUUACACGAUUUCAAGGGCACGGCGGUGCGCAUCUGCAUGUUUAUCGUAGGGCGAGGAGUAAUGUAUCCCGUGUACGUAUUUGGGGCUGGCGUUUGGACGGCCCGGAGUUGGGGUUGGCAUGUUGUUACCAUUUUAUCAUCUGCGCGGCGCGGCGGCGCAGGACGAGCGAAGAGCGGGCAUGUAGAGUUGGCAUGUUAUCUGGCGCGAAGCCACAGUUGAUCGUUUGUCAUGCAUCGUGUGCUCAUUUUGUCAUGCAUGGUACUCGCAACGGCAGCAGCUCAUCUCCCUUCUGACCUUGUCUCUCUUUUUGAUUCAUCUCCCUUCUGACCUCAUCUCCCCCCUGAGACCGCCUAGAACAUGCCUCCGAAUCCCUUCCCCCCCUCCCACU